AUGUUUUUUCAGGUGGAUUUAUAUGUUUGUCUUCUUUGUGGGAGUGGAAAUGAUGAGGACCGUUUACUCCUUUGUGAUGGUUGUGAUGACAGCUACCACACCUUUUGUCUUAUUCCUCCUCUCCAUGAUGUUCCCAAAGGUGACUGGAGAUGCCCAAAAUGUCUGGCACAGGAAUGCAGUAAGCCACAGGAAGCGUUUGGAUUCGAACAAGCUUGCCGGGAUUAUACUCUGCGUAUGUUUGGAGAGAUGGCUGAUAACUUCAAAUCUGACUAUUUUAACAUGCCUGUUCAUAUGGUGCCCACAGAGUUGGUAGAGAAGGAAUUUUGGCGACUAGUAAGCACCAUAGAAGAGGAUGUUACUGUUGAAUAUGGAGCCGAUAUUGCAUCUAAGGAAUUUGGAAGCGGAUUUCCUGUUCGGAAUGGAAAGUUUCGUGUAAAGCCAGAAGAUGAGGAGUACCUUGAUUGUGGCUGGAAUCUAAAUAAUAUGCCUGUAAUGGAGCCUUCAGUGUUGACCCAUAUAACAGCUGACAUCUGUGGAAUGAAGUUGCCAUGGCUUUAUGUGGGCAUGUGCUUUUCCUCCUUUUGUUGGCACAUUGAAGACCACUGGAGUUAUUCUAUCAAUUACCUGCACUGGGGUGAGCCAAAGACAUGGUAUGGAGCUCCUGGAUAUGCUGCAGAGCAGCUAGAGGAGGUGAUGAAGAAACUAGCUCCAGAGUUGUUUGUUGCUCAGCCUGACCUACUCCAUCAGUUGGUCACCAUUAUGAAUCCCAAUACCCUGAUGUCUCAUGGUGUGCCGAUAUAUCGAACCAAUCAGUGUGCAGGAGAAUUUGUUAUAACUUUUCCACGUGCUUAUCAUAGUGGCUUUAACCAGGGCUUCAACUUUGCUGAGGCUGUCAAUUUCUGCACAGUGGACUGGCUGCCUCUUGGUCGUCAGUGUGUGGAACAUUAUCGGCACCUUAACAGAUACUGUGUUUUUUCACAUGAUGAGAUGAUAUGCAAGAUGGCUUCUAAAGCUGAAGGACUGGAUGUUGUUCUUGCAUCCUCCGUACAGAAAGAUUUAGCCCUCAUGAUUGAAGACGAGAAGACUCUUCGUGAGGCAGUUCGUAAAAUGGGUGUUGUUGAAUCUGAAAAGAUUGAUCUGGAGUUACUAGCAGACGAUGAACGGCAAUGUGUGAAGUGUAAGACAACCUGCUUCACAUCUGCAGUGUAUUGUCCUUGCAGUCCUAGCAGUCUUGUUUGUCUGUACCAUAUUGAUGCUCUCUACUGUUGUCACCCACACAAUCUUGAUCCCAGGUAUCGCUACACUCUUGAUGAUUUGUACCCCAUGAUGAAUGCUGUGAAGUUGCGUGCAGAAUCCUAUGAUGCUUGGGCUUCUGAGGUUGUUGAUGCUCUUAAAGCAACUACCAAUAAAAAGAGUAAGUUGAAAUGUCUUCGAGUGCUUGUGGAAGAAUCUGAAUCUAGGAAAUUUCCUGAAAAUGACCUUUUACGACACUUGCGUGCCGUUGUGCAAGAUGCAGAGAAAUGCGGAACUCUUGCACAGCAACUGUUGAAUGGAAAACGCCAAACCAGGUUCCGGUCAGGGGGUGGAAAGUCUCAGAAUCAACUAACUGUUGCUGAGCUCAAGUCUUUUGUAAAGCAGCUGCAUUCUCUCCCAUGUAGCAUCAACCAGACACUUCAGCUCAAGGACCUCCUAACCCGCGUGGAGGAAUUCCAAAUGCACAGUCAGAAGCUUUUAGCAACAGAUAUGCCCAGAGCAAGUGAUUUGCAGCAGCUUCUUGAUUCCAGCUUUCAGUUUGACCUGGAAUUACCCUUAGAAAGUUUGCGAGAGCGCCUGGAACAGGCCCGCUGGUUAGAGGAACAACAGCAAGCCUGCCAGGAUCCUGGGACACUGACACUGGAUGUUAUGAGGAGACUUAUAGAUUUGGGUGUGGGCCUGGCUCCUCAUCCUACUGUGGAGAAAGCAAUGGCUGAGCUUCAGGAGCUCCUGACUAUGUCAGAACAUAUGGAUGACCGGUGCAAAAGUCUGCUCAAAGCAAGACCCCGGAAUAAUCUUAGUUCUGUGACUACUGUCCUUCGGGAAGCAGAAAGUGUUCCUGUUUACCUUCCAAGUGUGGAAUCUUUAAGGGAUGCUGUUGAAAGAGCUCGAGAAUGGCUGCAGAAGGUGGAGACAUUGCAGACUGGACCUAGAGUUCCUGUUCUGGAAGGAUUGGUUGAACUUGUGAAUCAGGGUAGAGCAAUUCCUGUCCAUCUUGGUCCUUUGCCAAGACUUGAAGCCCUUGUAGGUGAAGUCCAUUCUUGGACAGAGUGUGCCACCAGCACAUUUUUAACAUCUAACUCUCCCUACACUUUGUUAGAGGUUCUCUGCCCUCGAUGUGAUGUUGGCUCUCCAGGAUUGAAAAGAAAAAUGAGAAAGAUAAAGGAGCAGACCGCUUUGGGGGGAAAGAAGAAAUACCCAAAGCCAGAUGGCCUACUGGAGCUUGAGAAAGCUCUGAAUGAAAGUAAAGACACUGCUACUGCUAUGGCAACUCUGGGUCAAGCAAGACUGCAUGAAAUGGAGUCUUUACAUGCUGUACGCAUGUCUAAUGAGAACAGAAUCUUAUCAAGGGAAGAGCAGAGUGACUGGAAAGUGUGCAUAUGUCAGGGAGCACCCAUUGCCCCCAUGAUCCAGUGUGAGCUGUGUCGAGCCUGCUUUCACUCUAGCUGCAUUACUGCCCCAAAGCAUGGAUCCCAAGUCUGGCUGUGUCCACAAUGUCAUCGCUCAAAGAAACCACCUCUGGAAAAGAUUCUCCCUCUGUUGGCAUCUCUACAACGUUUACGUGUUCGACUACCAGAGGGGGAUGCCCUCCGCUAUCUAAUCGAGAGGACAGUGAACUGGCAGCAUCGGGCACAACAUAUGUUGUCUUCUGGAGAACUAAAACUGGCACAGGAAAGGAUCAGCUCAAGCCAGUUCUACAACAGAUGGCAAGCCACUGCUGGGCAGCUGACAGAGACUUCUAAUGUAAGAGUCUGA
This is a messenger RNA of Staurois parvus, 3009 nucleotides long. Lineage: Eukaryota; Metazoa; Chordata; Amphibia; Anura; Ranidae. The record is from the annotation of a GenBank genome assembly.